This is a messenger RNA of Hyphopichia burtonii NRRL Y-1933, 1230 nucleotides long. RefSeq names its product Erv46p (gene ERV46). Gene Ontology annotation, biological process: retrograde vesicle-mediated transport, Golgi to endoplasmic reticulum; endoplasmic reticulum to Golgi vesicle-mediated transport. Gene Ontology annotation, cellular component: endoplasmic reticulum; Golgi membrane; COPII-coated ER to Golgi transport vesicle. The coding region runs from base 1 to 1230 and encodes 409 amino acids. The transcript has a single exon. Lineage: Eukaryota; Fungi; Ascomycota; Pichiomycetes; Serinales; Debaryomycetaceae. The record is from RefSeq and is a predicted model, not a curated record.
AUGUCAUCGAGACCCAGAUUGAUCUCAAUUGAUGCGUUUUCCAAGACGGUCGAGGAUGCAAAAGUGAAAACCACCUCGGGAGGUAUCAUUACUUUAGUCUGUGCUCUUAUAGUAUUUAUUUUGAUUCGAAAUGAAUAUAAUGAUUAUACUUCGAUUAUAACAAGACCAGAAUUGGUUGUUGAUCGUGACGUUAAUAAGAAAUUGGAUAUCAACCUAGAUGUAUCAUUCCCCAAUAUUCCAUGUGAUGUUUUAUCAUUAGAUAUUUUGGAUGAAAGUGGAGAUUUACAAUUAGAUAUUUUAAAAUCUGGAUUUCAGAAAUAUAGAUUAAUACCAAAUUCAAAUCAAGAAAUUCUUGAUGAUGCUCCAAUCUUGUCAAAUGAUAUCUCUUUACAUGAAAAGGCAAAAGGUUUAGCUGAAGGAGAAACCGGAGAAUGUGGUUCUUGUUAUGGAUCAUUACCGCAAGAAAAUAAUCAAUAUUGUUGUAAUGAUUGUGAAACUGUUCGUUUGGCCUAUGCAGAAAGACUAUGGGGUUUUUACGAUGGUGAAAAUAUCGAUCAAUGUGAAAAAGAAGGUUAUGUGUCUCGUUUAACGGAACGAAUUAAUAACAAUGAAGGUUGUAGAAUUAAAGGUACUGCUCAAAUUAAUAGAAUUAGUGGGAAUUUACAUUUUGCUCCAGGGGCUUCUUUCACUGCUCCUGGUAGACACGUUCAUGAUUUAUCAUUAUAUGAUAAGUAUCCUGAGAAGUUUAAUUUUGAUCAUGUCAUUAAUCAUUUAUCGUUUGGUGCUGAUCCUAAACUGUUACAUCGUUUAAUUCAACAAGAACAAUCAACCCAUCCUUUAGAUCAACAUUUAAUGACCAUUGGUGAAAAACAACAUGUUUUCUCUUAUUAUUUGAAAGUUGUUGCUACUAGAUUUGAAUAUUUGGAAAACAAAUUAGAACCUUUAGAAACCAAUCAAUUUUCGGUUAUAAGUCAUCACAGACCAUUGGUUGGUGGUAAAGAUGAAGAUCAUCAACAUACUUUACAUGCUAGAGGUGGGUUACCGGGAGUUUUUUUCCAUUUUGAAAUUUCUCCAUUGAAAAUUAUUAAUAAAGAACAAUACGCUAAAACUUGGUCGGGAUUUGUUUUAGGGGUUAUAAGUUCAAUUGCAGGUGUUUUAAUUGUUGGUGCUUUGUUAGAUAGAUCAGUUUGGGCUGCAGAAAAAGUUAUUAAAGGUAAAAAAGAUCUUUAA